GCUGUCCUUCCGCAAGAUUAAACAUUCGUGAUCUUCCGUGAAGCAAACGAGAAACUUAAUUCCGUAUAAGGAAAUUCUCGUUACAACUAAAAAUGGCUGAAAUGAGCGAUAGUUUAGUGAUCAGUGCAACAACCAAUCAACAUCACAGAAGCAAUUCCAUUCCUACACCAACAACUGAAACAAACCAUGACAGUGGCGGGACGGGUCGGCAGAAUGGCGGGCCGGCGCGCACUGCCAGCCUGGGGACCGGAGGCGUGGGCGGCGGGGGCGGUGUGCGCACUCCGCCCCUCGAGCGCAAGAGCAAGCUGUCGGCGCUCGUGCGCGUCUUCAAGCCCUGGAAGUGGAAGCGCAAGAAGAAGUCCGACAAGUUCGAGGCCGCCUCUCGCUCGCUGGAGCGGAAGAUCAGCGUGCGCGCCAACCGGGACGAGCUGGUGCAGAAGGGCAUCCUUCUGGCCGCCGACACGCCCUCGCCGCCCGCCUCCGCCCCCGCUGCCACGCCCAUCUCCAGCCUCACGGAAUAG
Schistocerca serialis cubense is the source of this 521-nucleotide messenger RNA. RefSeq names its product phosphatase and actin regulator 4-like. The transcript has 4 exons. Gene Ontology annotation, biological process: actin cytoskeleton organization. Gene Ontology annotation, molecular function: actin binding. The record is from RefSeq and is a predicted model, not a curated record. NCBI's taxonomy places the organism in Eukaryota, Metazoa, Arthropoda, Insecta, Orthoptera, Acrididae. The coding region runs from base 93 to 521 and encodes 142 amino acids.